This is a messenger RNA of Coprinopsis cinerea okayama7#130, 315 nucleotides long. RefSeq lists its product as hypothetical. The coding region runs from base 1 to 315 and encodes 104 amino acids. Lineage: Eukaryota; Fungi; Basidiomycota; Agaricomycetes; Agaricales; Psathyrellaceae. The record is from RefSeq and is a predicted model, not a curated record. The transcript has a single exon.
AUGCCCGCACAGAUUGAAACCUCCGUCAGCGUGGAGAAUGUCACGCUUCGCCAACAUAUCAGCUCACUCCCUGACGAUGUCAUCCUCGGGGUGUUCGAGCAGUAUAUGAAGCCGGGACCUAUGCUUCCACGGCACUUUCUCGCUUCAACAAGACUGAUUGAGUACUUCCCAGGGCGACAAAAUACCUCUCCCUCCAGUGGAUCGUCCAUCCCUACGAGGCAAUAUAGCAAUGUCACAGUUAGUGUAUGGACCAGGAGACUGCGCCGUGCGGAAUUGAGGAGAGGGAGGGCGGGUCAGGAAUGGAUCAAAGGUUGA